AAGCUAAAAAUACAACCGUCAACAUCGACACGGGACACAUCAUAACAGAGCGCAUUUCUAUUUACUAGACUAGAAAUACAAUAAUAAAAAGAACAAAAACAAAUAACGUACAAUUUCUAAAAACAAACUCACUCCCAGAUAACGGUUACUUUUAAGUGAGUGAAUGUAUGUGUGAGAGAGUAUACCAAAAAUUGCCAGUGCUUAAAUGAUUAAGUGUGAAGCCUGCAGCUAAGUCCAUAAAUGUGUUUAAAAAAAUCUUUUAGAAAAUAAUUUAAACUUAUGUGGAGAUUGUUUGGUGGCAUUUUAAAAGAUAUUAUAACAAUGCUGUUGCUAAUUUCGUAAAAAAAUAAUUGUGGGUUUUUUGAGAGCAAAACACAAAAGAAGCAAACACGACGCAAUAAAAAGCCAAAAAGGGCAGAUUCUUGGAAAUUGUGAUGAGGAACUAAUAAAAUAGAAAUACAAUUGUUUAACACAGAAAAUGCUUAGGAAGGCUAUUACAACAAUGUUUACAACAUACACUGUAACCUAAUGGACUUUUUAAAUGAAAUACGUGCAAUUAUUUCGCUAAAUAUAACGGAAAACGAUGUCAAAAAUAUAUAUUAAAAAAACAAUUAAAUAAAUGUCACUCUACUAAAGAAGACGGAGAAGGAGAUAAUUAUAGUAAAGGAAGUACAAGUGUAAAAAAGAAAAUUAAUGAUAAUUUAAAAUUAAGCAAAUGUUAAUGAAAUAAAAGCCAAGGGACGUCAGAAAACGAGACGAGAGUAAAACGUUUGUCAUCAAUUUGGCGUUGCUGUAGUUGACUGACUCAUGCUUAUUUUUAUGAUUUCGUCCUUUAUUUGAAGAAAUGAAAAAUUUUCUGAUGUUUAAUUGAAAAACCAAGUAAAUUUCUUUCGUUUUUGACAUUACGUUUAUGCUCUGUUUUACGUGGAAAUAUUUAAAUGGAAUUUUUCUUACAAACAACAACUAUUACUGUUAUGUUACAACAAAAAUAUAUUAAACAGUAAAAAGGGAAGAAUUAGUAAGAAGUAAAAAAUCGUGGUGACAUGGUGUUAAAGAAAUAAUAAUAUUGAAUUCUACCAGCACAGUCAAAAGAAAACAAGAAACGUGACUUAAAUUUUGAUUUCGAUAGAAAAAUUAAAGAAAAUUUGUCAACGCAACCAAACAACCCAGCUGUAUGCCAACUAAAGAACAUCACGUUGAGUAAAUACUGCUCAGCCGCGAAAAAAAACUUAUAUUUUAGUAUUUUAUUCAUGCUUUUCGGCAGACAUUACUGUUACCUGGUAACCUAAAGAGAUAGAAAGAGAGAGCGACGAGACAUUAACAAAAUGUUAAAUUUAAAUUAAGUAUAAAAAUCACUAAAAAAAACGCUGUCAAAUUAUUACAAUCAACAGAAAAGUAUAACAAAAAUUAAGCUUUUACAAGCACAACAAGAAAAACUACCACCAUCAGGAGUAAUAUAAGAAACUUAUUUACCAUCCCAAAUAAACAGCUUAUUUCUUUUUUUAUUUUUGGGACUGAGCUUCAUUUACCAAAAUAUAAACAUGUCAUUUAAAUGCCAAAUUUUUCAAACAAGAUUGACAUUCAACAAUAAUGUCUUUGUAAAAAACUGUGAUGUUAGAUUAAUAAUAAUUUUAUGUGUUAUUAGCACCAUAUUGCCAAUCAUAAAAUGUGCCAAAUUAGAGAAUCCCCAAAUUAGACUUCUCAUCAAUGAUGACGAUUUGCUGCAAGAGAAAACCAAUAUACAUGAGGCGGGUUCGGCAAGUGCCGCCAGCCAGCAUGACAGCAGUGGAGAGCAUUUCAAUUUAUAUCGUAGUGAGUUAAAACGUCUGUCAUACGAGACGAUACAUCGUAUAUUGCGAGAUGAAAAUGAGCCCAGCUAUCGGAGAGAAGAUACGGAAUUAAGAUAUUAUCAAAAACGUUCACCCAGUUAUGAGGAGAGUCAUCAGUUGAUUAAACGUUCUACCAAAGAGAAGGACAUAUUGCUUAAUUUAAGUCAACAGAAUUUAACCGAGUUUCGACUUACGCCUCCAUUAAAGAUACGUUUAAAUUUGGUGUCUGUUUUAGAUUUGAGUCAUAAUUAUAUAGCAAAACUUAAUACAUCAGUUUUCAAUAACAUCACUUCUCUCAACACUGUUAAUUUGCAAAAUAAUUCUUUUACCACGAUACCUCUCUCACAGGGCACAACAUUAAGAACACUCAAUCUCAACAACAAUUUAAUCAAAAGCUCAUUAUUGCCCUCCAACAUCUAUCUGCGUAAUCUCUAUCUCUCCAGCAAUCUAAUAGAGAAUCUUUCCUCAAUAGAUUUUUCUUUGCUAAAAAAUCUAGAAUCUCUAGACAUUUCUCACAAUCUUUUACAAAAUUCAGAAUCUUCCUUUUUCAAUCAGCGCAUGCAUAACCUAAAACAUUUAAAUUUGGCCUUUAACCAAUUGGGCUCCAUAUAUCGUGAAACUUUUUACAAUCUGCUAAGCCUAAACACUUUGCUGCUGUCACACAACAAUAUCAGUGAUAUAGAUUAUGAAACAUUUUUGGCUUUGCCAAAUCUACAAUAUUUGGAUUUAUCAUUUAAUGGUUUAAAGGGAAAAUCCAUUAGAGCUUUGCAAGGUAUAACGGGAUUGGUAGCUUUGAAUAUAGCAUUCAAUCCGGAGAUAGGAGCUUAUAUGCAAGAAUUUGUAGCCUCGUGGAGUUUAAAAGAAUUGGAUGCUAGUGGUACUGGUUUGUGUCAAAUACCCGCUGCCUUGGCACAAUCGGUGAGAUCAUUGAAAUUGACACAUAAUUGGUUGAAGGUCAUCAACUGUGGCGAUUUGGACAGUUAUCCCUUAUUACAAUACUUGGAUUUAUCCUUUAGCCAUAUAGAGCAAAUAGAGGAUGAUGCCUUAGGCCGCUUGGAAAUUCUAGAAAUUCUCAUGUUAGAUCACAAUAAAUUAAGCAAAGUACCCAUUAGUCUGCCCAUUUCACUGGAGCAUUUAUUUUUACAAAAUAAUGAUAUAAUGGAAAUAUCUCAACAGGCUUUUCAGGGUCUUAAUAACUUAAAAACAUUAGAUUUGUCACACAAUAAACUGCUGUAUUUACCCGAUAUUAUGCUGCCAAAAUUACAGACACUCAAUUUACAAUCUUCAGAAAUAAGAGGUAUAAGUCAAGGUAUUAUACACUCUUUGCCAAAAUUAAAUGAUCUAAUGCUGGAGGAUAAUCCCAUCAAAUGUGCCGAUCUUUUGGGUAUAGCCGAAUGGGCCAGCACCUGUCGUUUGAGGGUGGAAAAGGAACAAGAUGGAGAGGUUGAGCAAGAUGAACAAGAAAAUUUUGUAAUUAAAAUACAAGAUUUGAAGAAUAAAUUCGAGAAAAUGCAUAACUUUUACGAACAAUUUGGCUUGAAUACUUCUACGCUGAAUAACAGUUUAUUGUAUAACUUAAAACCUCCAGCUUGUGUACAAGAGAAUGCUGUACAAAAUAUAGUUAAGAACCAUAAUCUAGAGAUUGAAGAUGUAAAGAAUUUCAAAUCAACAUCUUUUGCCUUAAAUAAAACAUUGAAGGAAAUAAACUUUAAUCAAAAUUCUAUGAAUUCCAGUCCGUUAUUAUCAACAACAUCAGCAGCUGUCGAAAAAAGUUCAAGAAAACACAAUAAUAAUCAAACAGAUACAGAAAGAAGACGCAAGGCAGUUGAAAGCGUAGAAGAGCUGCAACAAAAACUUGAAGAUGAAACUGCUGUAAAAACAAUUACUAUAGAAAAUCCCAUACAAACUUUGCCAACAACAAUGCAGUCAAGCAUUUUAAAUGAAAAACAAACCCCUAAUACAACCACAAAAAGUGUUAACUCGAAUGCAACCACUACAACAACUGUUGUUGCAUCAACUAUAUCAGAUAUCGCUACCAAUUCCAACAAACUUAAGAGUGCAGGAAAUGAGGGGCCCGAGGAAGAAGACAUUGUUGUUAAACCUACAUUUACAAACGAAAUGAAAACAUUUGAUCACUUGACUGCAAAUGCAGAUGCUGUUGCCACAGCAACGUCGGCAGCAGUCAUACAAGAACAUAAAAUUGCAUCAAUAGGAAAUACUCCAACAGUAAGUUCUUCAAAUAUGACAGAAGUAGUUAAAGCAGUGCAAAAACAUACUAAAGAAGCAGAACAACAACUUGAAGAUAUGCAACAUAAAACAACUUUUCGAACAAACAAAUCUAAAAAGUGGCUAAAACAAACAACCCCUCUGAAAGGUGGGGAUGUCAUAGAAGUGCCACAAAACAAGGAUAUUUUGUUAAAGCAGGACAAAACUAAAGAUAUAAAUGCAGCACAAUUUAUAAAAUCGACAACAUUUGCUACGCCAAUAAAUUUUGAAACACAAGCAACCACAAUAGUCCCCCCAACACUAACAACAGCGGCACUAGUAACCACAACAAUGGCAGAGCCAUUCAUACAAACAAGACAGGGAGACAAACUUGUCAAAGAGGCGCAGAUAUGGGGUGGUGAAGGAGUACUACAAGAAAAAGAUGUAGAUGCUGUAGAUUUUGAAAGUACAACAAACAAAUUAGAGAUAAAUCUUGAACGUAACGAAAAACAACAGAAUGAAAUUAAAACAAAAAAUGCUACUACAAAAGAGAUUAAAUCUUCAGCAACAAUAAACCCCGAAAGUAUGCAAACAAAACUAACUGACACAGUAGUAACGACAACAACAAUAAAAGCUCUACUUGAGCCCACAACAACAAACAAAAGAAUAUCUGAAAAAGCAUUAAUUUUUUCCCCGGAACUAACAGCCAAUUUAGAAAAACCCAAUAAAGAGUUGAAUGGAUUUACACAAACCACCCACAGCAUCACCACAACAACUAACUCGCAUCUCUCUACACAAAAAAUAACAACAAAUUUUCCUAACAAUAAAACUACUACAAUAGCAACAAAACCAACAACCGACAAACCAUUAAAAGAAGAGAAACAUGCAGUAGAAACAACUACAAGUACUACUGCAGCAUUAUUAAAAACGUUCAAGACAACAAGUUCUACUACUCUGGUUAAAGAUAAAGAUUUAGCAUCAAAUUACAAUGACAAAAAUUUACAAAUAUCUAAAACUAUAAAUAAAAACAACAAGAAUUUAAUAGAAACUACAACAAAUAGUAACAUUACCAGCAGCAGCACCACUAUCAUCACCAGCAGUACAAGUGGAAAUAAUAAAAACAAUCAAAUUGCAAAAACAUUUGAUAUUACAACUACUAACGCAACUGUAACUACUACAGCAAUCAACAACAUUGUAAACCACCACCAGCAGCAACAACAACAACACAGCCCAACAGCUCAUAUCUCAGAUAUUGUAAUGCCAUAUUAUCAACAGUCUUUACAAAAGGAUGUCAAUGUUAAAUGUAUGCAAUCAAAUUCCAAUGAAUGCAAUUCGGCAGUAACAACAACUACCACUACCACUACUACAGAAACACAAAAUGAGCUUGGUAGAACGCCAACUAUGGAAGACACAUUGGAACAGACAAUAGUUAGUAGAACCACAACAGAAAUUCCAACAGCAGCAUCAGAAACCACGACAGUUAUACACAAACAUGAACCCAUACAAUUGCUAGUUAAGGACAGACAUUUAAUCGGCACACCACUACUAAUGCACAAAGGAGAGAAUCUUAUGGUUACAGCCGAUGAACUUAUCUUGCCAAACAACAACCAUAAUGCUGAACAGGAAGAUGAUAACAACUACAACAACAACUAUAAAGCACAACAUGACUUAGAGACCAAUACAAUGGCAAGCGAUAGUAAAAAUAAACACAAUUUGGAAUUAAGCCAAACGACCGGGACACCAGCUACAGUCAUGGCAGCAACACCAACAAAAACAACUCUAAACAAACAUAUAAAAACAGAACACAAUAUAAACAAAUCAAAUAAUAAAAAAGGCCAAGAGGACAUUAAACUAGAAGAUCCUGCUGCAAGACAAGAUGAUUUGGGAAAAAAUCAAAAACCUAAUUAUGAAAUGAAAACCAAAAAACCUUCUUUGAUUAUGAAAAAAAUGACCAUUAUAACGAAACAACAUGAAGCUAAACAAUAUAACCCAGCAGCUGAGCCCUUGGAAAAUGAGGUGCAUGCCAAACAGUUUGAUAACUCUCACUAUCAAGAAUUAAAACCCCUUUCCACAACGCUAGAGAAGGAUGACUCGGUACUUAGCACUCAAACGCAUUCACUAAAACACAGCACUGUGAAUACACCCAUCAACGGCAACAACAAAAAUCAGGACAAUCGGCAGGCAGCCAACUUGUUGCAACAGCCGCAUACUUUUCAACAUGAACACGAGUUAUUGAUACAGCAAAUUCUGCAGGAUCAACAGGCCGAAACACAUGCAAAACUUACCAAAACCGAACAAUGGUCCGAUUUGCGUCGGGCAGAGAGUAAAGAAAAUCAUCCGGGUUUAAUACUACUGGUGUCAUCGGGCCUCUUUUUAGUUUUACUAUUAGGACUCAUGCAUGUUUAUCGUUGUGAUAUGCCCUGGCGUCGCCACUCUCCCAGCCAUCACUUACGACCCCAUCAACGGCAAAAUCAUACUUUGGACGAUGACUCUCACAGCUUUUUAAGCUAUAGUGAGGGUAUGCAAAAAUGGCAUCACAGCACACGCCUGGAAGCUCCCUACAAUUCUCCUCUGCACAAUUUACAUGUACGAGAACUACAAAAAACUUCGGCCACUGAAAAACCUGCCACUGUUAAAACAUCUGCAAACAAUUUUAAGCCACAAUCUCUAAGUCAUUCUAUAGUCCUAAACAAUUCUAGAUCCCUAUCCCAGUCCUCUACAACCACCACCUCAACAGCUUCAGCCUCAUCCUCGGCCAUUUUAGAUGAUGAAUCGUUUUAUAUCGAAAUGACACCAGAUUCUGGACAAUUUUCCCAGGCCAUGCAGUCAGAACUCCUGCCCAUGGAGCUUUUAAAUUUGACUCAAAUACAAACAGUGGACUAUCAGGAUACUAUGGGUGAUAGUCAAACUUCCAUGGAAAAUGAAUGUGUGGUACAUUAUAAGCAGCAGCCCCAGCAUAGAUACCAGCCACACUUGACAGCAUUAACGUCGUCAUCACCGCCCUCUUUACCCUGCUCGACUUCUUCACCGUCAAGAACAACAUCAAUUUUAAGUGUCAAACCCCAGAUUCAAUCGCGUAAGUUUGGUUUAUGGUGACAAACCCUGCUACAGAGACAACAGCACUAUGCACCAUUUCAAUAAAGGGCUGAUGAAAAAAAAAA
This is a messenger RNA of Lucilia cuprina (Australian sheep blowfly), 7195 nucleotides long. It is a transcript of the gene 2mit, whose product is annotated as serine-rich adhesin for platelets. The coding region runs from base 1542 to 7130 and encodes 1862 amino acids. The transcript has 6 exons. NCBI's taxonomy places the organism in Eukaryota, Metazoa, Arthropoda, Insecta, Diptera, Calliphoridae. The record is from RefSeq and is a predicted model, not a curated record. Gene Ontology annotation, molecular function: protein binding.